AUGGCUUGCAACAAAACAAAUACUACACAUAUCAAAAGGGGUAAUGCGAUUUCGACCUUUGAGCCCCAGGAGGUUAGCCAGGAACGGGGUCCUCUAGUCAGCAAUCGUGCUGAAAUAUCGUCCAAACUUCCACCUUCAGACCCGCGUCUUGUCCAGAAAUUAUUAGCCGAAGCCAAAGAUCAACUUGCAGAAUCAGCCAAAAUAAUCCAACAAUACAGCAUCGACAACCAGCCCGAAUCUACCAAGAGAGCCAAGUUCUCCGGCCCACUCGAGCACACCACAGGGCAAUCCACUCUCGCCGUUGAUCAUGCGCUCACCUUCGAUCAUUUCUUUCCCAAUUUGAACCCGGAAGCUAAGGAGAAGCUGUCUGAAUUGGAUUUCUGUGAGAGAGCACUCCUGUGCUCGAGCACCAUCGAGCGAAACGAGCUCUACCAAGAAACUCUCACACGUUUUCAAGUCUACGAGGCUAACAUGAUAAAAGAAGAAAUCGACAAAGAGAAAUGCUUAAUGAGCGUGGAUGUCGGGCAAAUGGUCAGGAGAAUUACUGCUAGGAGUCUCCAUGAUGAAGAAUUUCUCAAACUUCAAGCACAACUCCUUCAAAUGCGCAUCCAACGAUCCCGAAUGGAAGCUAUUAUACGCUCGAGUCAAAUGCGGAAGGGCCCAGCUGCUCAACAUAACCAGACGAUAACACAAGCAUCAACCCCUGCCGCAAGUGCCCAUUGCAUACCGCAACUGCCGACCUUUGCCUCGAGUGACCUUUUGUACCAACCCUCAAGCUCGUACCUUUUCCAAUCUUCAGCCUCUGAACGUCACCAAUCUGACCGUCACCAAUCUGACCGUCACCAAUCUGACCGUCACCAAUCUGACCGUUACCAACCUGACCGUCACCAAUCUGGUCGUCAUCAAUACACAGCCGGUGGUCGUCCGGAACCCUCAAACUGUGACCUUCGUCGUUAA
Molecule: messenger RNA, 957 nt
Organism: Puccinia graminis f. sp. tritici CRL 75-36-700-3
Lineage: Eukaryota; Fungi; Basidiomycota; Pucciniomycetes; Pucciniales; Pucciniaceae
Exons: 2
Coding region: 1-957 (318 amino acids)
Source: RefSeq, a predicted model, not a curated record